This is a messenger RNA of Saccostrea cuccullata (small rock oyster), 359 nucleotides long. RefSeq names its product peptidyl-prolyl cis-trans isomerase FKBP1A-like. Gene Ontology annotation, molecular function: peptidyl-prolyl cis-trans isomerase activity. The transcript has 4 exons. Lineage: Eukaryota; Metazoa; Mollusca; Bivalvia; Ostreida; Ostreidae. The record is from RefSeq and is a predicted model, not a curated record. The annotation marks the transcript as partial.
GCGUUAUUUAAUGAUUGAUGUGUUCACUAUUCGGCCAUGCAAUUAACAUUUCCACAUUUUAAUUUGAACUUUUCCCCACUGUUUCCUCGCUGUUUGGUUGUAAUAAGACAUGGAUAGUAAGCUGUUGUGGGGUUUAUUUUUUGUGAUUCAGUGUGUGUCCGUUCUGGGAGGAAUUCAGAAGGAGGUCCUGACUCCCGGCGAUGGAAAAACGUACCCAGAAGACAGAUGGACAGUGAUGGUGCAUGCAACAGAAAUGUUUGAGAAUGGCACCGUUAUUGAAAGCUCUAAGGGGAGGAAACCUCUGUUCUUUGUUGUGGGCGAAGCUAUUCCAGCUUUAAACGAAGGUGUAAAGAGUGUAA